GCCUGACCUGCACGAACAUCCCGAAGAUCGCCCACGGCGGCAUCGUCGCCGGGGACAAGUUCUCGUUUGGAGAUACAGCUCGUGUGGAGUGUGAUCUUGGAUAUCGAGGCGAUGGACCGGAAGAAGUCGAAUGCCUGGCCAACCAGACUUUCUCCACCGUGCCGAAAUGCGUUGACAUCGACGAGUGCACCGAGCAGAAGUCGUUAUGCUCAGGCUGCUCCAACGCUUCCCCACUUCCGGUCGUACACGCAACGGCUACUUCCGAGAAUUUCCUGUACCCAACGGCUACGUUGUCUCGAGGUGGCUGGUGCGCAGAGGAGAACGAUCCGGUUAAGACCGUCACCAUCGACCUCGGCACCCCUAAAACGUUGGAACGCCUCCAUAUCGAGAAAACCGCCGACGGCUACCCGACCCGGAUCUCGAUCCGAUUUGCCAAGAACGCAUCGCAACCACUCGUACAGUAUGCCAUUGGCCAGGAAACAGUCUUCUCCCUGCGCGCCGUCGCGAUGUCGGGUGGAGAGUUGUUCUCCUUUCCUCAACCUGUUGAGGCCCAGAUCGUCGAAGUGAGACUCGUCGAGACGAAGGCACCUGCGUCGACAUCAACGAGUGCGAGGAGGACAACGGGCACUGUGAUCAUCUUUGCGUCAAUCAUAUGGGCGGCUACGAGUGCGCCUUGCAAAGACGGCUACGACCUCUUUACUGCUGACGGCCAGGGCGGGCGCGUCGUCAAGGAGGGCGAGACCGGUUAUAGCAAUUUGGACGUCUACAGGUUCAACAAGACGUGCGUCCCGAAAAUCUGCCCCACCGUCACCUCCCCAAUGAACGGCAAGCUGCUGGCCACCGGCAAGGAGUUCGCCUACCCGAUGACCGUCAAGUUCCAGUGCAACUUCGGAUACCAGAUGAUGGGCGCCGAGUUCAUUCAAUGCCUGGCUGACGGGACCUGGAAUGGCACGACGCCGUUCUGUAUUCCCGCCACUUGCCAAGGAGUCCACAACAUUACGAAUAUUGGCCUCUACAACGUGUCGAUCAUGUGCACGCAGCAGAAUCGACCAGCUCGUCCAUCCCCUCUCUUCGGAUUCCGCGAGUGCGUUUUCGAUCCUCAGACCGAUGGCAGAGACUACUGGUUGAGUGGAGCAGGAGUGGACUGUCCUAUGGUCGACUGCGGACGGCCACCACAACUCGCUGGAGCUAUCUACGAAGGGGACUUCGGGGUCUACAAGGUCGGGUCGUCCCUGACGUUCUCGUGUCGUCCGCCCUACUCACUCGUUGGGCGCUCGACCUACGACGAUAGACUCGUCCGUUGUCACCUCGAUGGUUCCUGGGAUCUAGGAAGUCUACGGUGUGAAGGUCCGGUUUGCGUCGACCCCGGCUAUCCUCCAGAUGGCGCUGUUGCGCUGACCUCUGUCGAAGAAGGAGCUGUCGCCAAGUUCAGUUGCAACCGCCCGGGCUACAAGCCUUCCCGUCGGAUUCUUAUCAAUUGUACCUUGGGAACGCCUUGCACCCUCUCUGAAGACCUCGGCAUCAGCGAUGGCUACAUCCCGGAUGGGGCUUUUGCUGACAACUCGGAUACCGUUAACUAUGGAUAUGAGCCGCAUAAGGCUCGGAUGAGCUCGACCGGAUGGUGCGGCCAAAAAGACGCGUUCAUCUUCCUCUCCAUCGACCUCCAAAGGGUGUACACAUUGACGACGUUGCGCCUCACCGGUGUAGCUGGCCAAGGACCCUUGCGUGGCCACGUCACCAAAAUGCAACUGUUCCACAAGAAGCAGUACAGCCACAACUACGACACGUAUCCCGUGGAGUUCGAGACGCCGGCCGGGAACCACAAUGCCAUGCAUCACUUCGAGUUGAGCCCGAGCCUGCAGGCGAGGUACCUGCUGCUCGGGGUCUCUGAAUAUGAGGGCCACCCAUGUAUGCGAUUCGACGUCCAGGGCUGCUUGGCGCCGGCUUCCAUUCAUGAACUGCCGAUGCAUCUUCAGGUCGGCUGGAACGCCUCUGUACCUACCUGCAUCGAUGCCGAACCACCGGUUUUCAGCAACUGCCCAGCCAACCCCAUCUACGUGUCCGCCGACGAUAAUGGUCAAUUGGAACCUGUUGCCUUCGAAAUUCCGCGAGCUUCUGACAACUCUGGACGUGUCGCCUGGGUUCGGGUAGAACCGCAAGGCUUUGAACCUCCUCGCGUUGUCAGCGCUGAUGUUGAUGUGCUCUACACAGCCUUUGAUGAGGCCGGAAAUACUGCCGAGUGUUUGGUGCAGAUCCGGAUUCCGGACACCCUCCCGCCCGUGAUGAAAUGCCCCGAUUCCUACGCUCUCUGGGCCCCAGAAGGCUCCAACGUCACGGAGGUCAUCUUCGACGAGAUGAGCGUCCCCAUGGUCAUCCAAGACGUCUCUAACGUCACCUCCGUAUCGUUCAAUCCGCCAAAAGCUAACAUCAGGCUCGGAGAACACCUCACUGUUGAGGUCUCGGCAGUAGAUGCUCUCGGCAACAGCAACAAGUGCCAAUUCCAAGUGGCCUACAUGCCCGAGGUCUGUUCCUCCUGGUCCCUCGCCAGCUCUCCAAACACCAUCAAGACGUGCGCCGAGCGAGAUGGGGCUACAGUAUGCACAAUCUCUUGCCAUAAAGGAUAUAGAUUUGUCGAUGAAGACAAGAUCGAGAAAGAGUUCGCGUGUUCCGACGGCUCUUGGUCACCAUCUGGAGUCGCGCCCGCGUGCGUGCCUGUAGCUGAUGAACCUGCCCGAUAUGAGCUGAGCGUUGGAGUUGACUACCCGGUUGCGACGCCGCCGAGUGCGGAGUGUAUCAAGGGCUACACCACCUUGAUCACCACCUACUUUGACUCCCUCGACGCUGCCUUGUCCCAACGCUGCUCCUCCUCCGUCCAGGUCUACGUCCGCUUCCUCGACGUCAAGUUCCACCAGCAGCCCGGAAACACGCAGGCCAACUACACGAUUCAAAUCCUGCCCUCCGUCCUGCAAGACGUCUUCUACGAUCUCUGCGGCCUUACACUACGCACAAUUUUCGACUUGAGAAUUCCUGGCGCCACAGCCCCGAUUAAGCAGCUCCUCUCCCUCGACGCUGGAGCUACACAAUCCGGACAGUGCCCAACGCUCGUUGCCGCUAAUUCUAUCGUAUCUCAGGGUUUCGGAUGCGCCGACGGCGAGGUACUACGCGCGCCAAAGGACGGUAGUCUGCCAGAGUGCUUACCCUGCCCCGUCGGAAGUGUCAACGUCAACAACAGCUGUGUCAAGUGCCCGAGAGGCUCCUUCCAGGAUGAAAAAGGUCAAGUCGCUUGCAAGGCUUGCCCUGAUGGUCAUUACACACAUUAUUCUGGUUCUCACGCCCUGGAGCAGUGUCUAGCCGUCUGUGGGAAUGGAAUGUACUCCGCUAGCGGUCUGAUCCCUUGCCAGCUGUGCCCGAGGCACACCUAUUCCGGUCCAGCUCCAAUUGAUGGAUACAAGGAAUGCACCCCCUGCGACCCCGGAGCGUACACCGCUCGCCUUGGAUCCACCGGACCAUCGCAGUGCAAGCAGGCCUGCCAGGCUGGCACCUUCUCGCUGACCGGGUUGGAGCCGUGCUCCAGGUGCCCUCAGAAUUACUACCAGCCGAGUUUGGGGCAACAGAGAUGCAUCGAGUGCGGAAACUCGACAGCCACAUUCUCCGAGGGAGCAGCUUCUGAAGACAUGUGUGUGGCCAUCGACUGUGCAGCUGUGGAAUGUGAAAAUCGCGGCCUCUGCGCGAUCAAGAAUCACCGUGCAGUAUGCGAGUGCCGCCCUGGAUAUUCAGGAUCAAGGUGCGAAGAGACGAGAGAGGUCUGUGCCAGCAACCCAUGCUUCAACAAUGGUGUCUGCGAGGCCGCUUCUGGGACUUAUCGAUGUAUUUGCCCGAAACAUUACUCCGGACCUCGCUGUCAGAAGGGCCCAGAAGACUGUGACGGUGUCAGCUGCCCCAACGGCGGCGUCUGUCACAAUCUACCCGGCUAUGGAACCAAGAAGUGUUUGUGCAGAACCGGUUUCGCGGGCACCGACUGCGAGGAGGUCACCGACAUUUGUUCAACUGCUAACCCAUGCCGCAAUGGUGCUGACUGCCAGCCGCUUCAACUUGGCCGUUUCAAAUGCAAAUGUCUCCCCGGCUGGGACGGCCCGACGUGCUCGCACAAUAUUGAUGACCAGGAAAAGCGGGGAGAUCAUAAAAACAACCCCAAAAUCGUGAUUCUGGAGCAUGACUGG
Messenger RNA from Mesorhabditis spiculigera, 4220 nucleotides. Lineage: Eukaryota; Metazoa; Nematoda; Chromadorea; Rhabditida; Rhabditidae. The record is from the annotation of a GenBank genome assembly.